AUGUUGCAAGGUUCUGGAGGAGUCGUCACCAUCAGGAUGCUGAACAAGACGUGGGAAGAUCUUGACGUCCACAGCCUCCAGCUCCUCCAGCUGCCGACUGCUGACGUCAGCGGGGGUCCGGCCGGUGCCCCGGCGGCGGCAGGGCAGCCCGGGCCCGGGGGACCUGGCGGUGGAGGGUCGGGAACACACUGCUACAACGCCGGGCACUGGUACGACCAUCACUGGCGCUGUGAGGGUCCCUACGCACCCCCUGGGCCUCAAGGUCCUUCAGGCAACACACCACCGCCGGCCGCUCCUGGACAUCCGGGAACUUCAGGACAGGCGUCCGUUGACGUCAUCGACUUUGAGGACAUCUCAGAGCACAUCUCACCGGAGAUGGUGCAGAUGACCUUUCGACAAGGUAACCGGUACUACAAGGAGGGUGCCGAGGAGGCGGCCCGGAACGUGUACCUGUGGAUCUACUUCACCAUGCGGAACUCCAGCCGCCCCGAGCUGAGGGGCCACGCGCGGGAGGCCAUGAUCUAUCUCAUGCAGAUCCAACACGGACUUGACUUCUGGGCGCACGCGCAGAACAACAUCCCGAUGAACUCCUACAGCAGUAUCUACACGUACCUGUCCACCGAUAUCGUGCCCUACGCCAUUGACGUGGAGAAGGACUAUAAUCUGUACUUCGCGGAGGCCACGUCCCAGGAGCAAAAGAUGGUGGUGGCGAAGAGCAGCAUGGACCACAACAAGUUCACCAUCACGGUGCUGGAGAAACAGAAAAUGGAGAAACUGGACGAGCUCACACAGAUCCAGUCUGAGCUGCGUGACCUUGAGCAGCAGCAGGCAGUGCGGUUGGCGCGUGCGCAGGACGCCACAGCUGAGUGCCAGGAUGCCAUCGAGGCUGACCUGGUGCACAAGGCCACGGCCAUCCACUUCAGCGACAUCCUCAAGAUCGCAGGGGCGGCCAUCAAGAUAUACGCAUCUAUAUACACAGGUGGGCUGACCUUGGAAAGCGGCAUUAAAGACAUCAUCGGCGCCUUGGAGGCCGGGAAGAAACUCGGGGGUCUGGACUUUUUAGACCAGCUGAAGGGAGUCAAGACGAUCAUCAAGAACAUCUGGGGCACCUGGGACAAGGACAAGGGUAUCAUCAAGUCUGACUUGAAGGAUAUAGAAGAGCAGUACGAGAAGAUCAAGGACACGCUAGACCACACGGGUCAGGAGAACCAGCAGAAGAUCGUGGUGGACGGGCAGAAGUUUGACGAGCAGUUCGACAAGUGGCUGUACCUGGCGCAGUGUCGGGAGGCCAGGCCCAAGAUACAGGCUUAUCUUAACGUUACACAAGCCGUGAAUGACAAGUUGGUCCACCAUGACGCUGUCGUCAUCAAGAUCCACAGUCUGGACGCGGAAGUUCAAGUUCUCCAGCAGCAGAACGCGCGCCUGCGCAGUGCGACGGCCGCAGUGUUUGACCCCACCAUCAUCAGUUACGCCAUCGCCAUUGGACGGGUCUACGUACAGUUAAAGGUGGGGUCCAGUCUAGGAUAG
This is a messenger RNA of Branchiostoma floridae (Florida lancelet), 1527 nucleotides long. RefSeq lists its product as uncharacterized. NCBI's taxonomy places the organism in Eukaryota, Metazoa, Chordata, Leptocardii, Amphioxiformes, Branchiostomatidae. The record is from RefSeq and is a predicted model, not a curated record. The transcript has 10 exons. Bases 1 to 1527 code for a protein of 508 amino acids.